AAAACAAUAAGUGAUUUAGAGCUUGAUAAAAUACAUAAAGAUUUCUUUGCAUGUGAUAAAAAAUCUACAAAUUUUGAUAGUAAGUGUAAUGUAUUCGAUGAAAAGAGUAAAAAUAAUCCACAUGCCAAAAAACUUUGUAGUAGUCUCGUAUAUUAUUUAGAAAAAAUACGUGAAAUGAAUACGCAACAAAAAUCUAAUAAAUAUUGUGGUUAUUUACCUUAUUGGUUAUAUGAUAAAAUUGGUAAAAUUCAUAACCCAUCGAGGACCAAAAUUGAUAAAGUACCUUUUUAUGAAGAAUUUAAUAAGGCAGGGAAUGCGAUUAGCGGUGGGAAAUUAAAACAUCCUUGUGUUGUACGAGCAUUAAAAAAUGUUGAUUUGAAUGAAUUAAAAAAUAGGAAAUUUUCGUAUAUUUAUUUUAAAAAUUUUGGAAGUAUUUACAAUAUUAAUACCUCCAAAAAUGAAGAUGGCUUCGCUAAGUAUUUAACGUAUCGUGAGAGUUUUAAUCCAUUAUAUGAAGCAUAUAAGAAGACCCUUUGUUAUUAUAUUCUUUUUCCACGUACUGGUCCUGAUUAUUUUCCUUGUAGCUAUAAAUAUGAUCUAAAGAAUCUCAUGUCUGGGUUAAAAAAUUGUAAAGAGGGAAAAGAUCCAUAUCCAAAAGCUCCAGUUGCUGUUACAUCGAGAACUGUUAGAAGCGGAACAGGAGCUGCAGCUGGAGAAACAGGUGCAAGAGGUUCACCCGGUUCAGCAGGCACAGGAGGCACUGUACGUACAACGAGUACUACAGCUGUGUCAAUCCAAGCAGGAGCAACAAGUUUAGCCGGUGCAUCACAACCAAGAGCAGGAAUAUUAACUAUGCGUAGUGGAGGGACACCUCAAUUAGCUCAGAGACCACCUGGGUGUGCCGAUCUCACACAUGUUACUGGAGAUACGCUUUCUGCACUGCCUGGAGUGGUCACCCCUCCCUCUGGUUUUUCUGAGAGAGCAUCUGAAAUGUUGAAAUCGAAUUCCUUUCGCCAUACCCUUGUGGGGGGUGCAAUAAUUUGUGGGCUUGUCUUCCUUUUCUUUUUCUUCAAAGUAAGAACAAAUUGGUUUAAAAAUAUGUGA
This is a messenger RNA of Plasmodium cynomolgi strain B, 1104 nucleotides long. RefSeq names its product VIR-like CYIR protein. The record is from RefSeq and is a predicted model, not a curated record. The transcript has a single exon. The annotation marks the transcript as partial. Lineage: Eukaryota; Apicomplexa; Aconoidasida; Haemosporida; Plasmodiidae.